AUGAUGAAGCCUAAGUACUCCUAUUUUUCUGGGUAUUAUGUGGGCUUUCUUUUCCUACAAGUGAUGACAUCAACACCAGAAAAGUGGACAGUGAUCACUUCCACGGGACACUUGGUGGCUACAGUAGGAGGACAGGCUGAGCUUAGCUGCCAGUUGUCCCCACCACAAAGUGCAGAACACAUGGAGGUGUCUUGGUUCAAGGGUAAUCAUUCCAAGCUUGUUCACCUAUACAGAGAUGGCCAUGAAGUGAAUGAGAACACUGCCCCAGAAUAUAUGGAUCGCAUAGAGUUUGUGAAAGAGGACAUUGGGGAUGGCAAAGUGACUCUCCGACUUCAUAAUAUCAGCGUUUCUGAUAAUGGACCAUAUCAGUGUUCAUUCAAGGACAGGGAAUUCAGGGGUGUGGCUGGCAUGAACCUGAGUGUCACAGCAUUAGGCUUGGAGACACAGAUCUAUAUUCAGGUUGUUAGCACUGGUGGACUUAUGGUGGAGUGUAACUCAGGAGGCUGGUUCCCAGAGCCCCAGAUGGAGUGGAGAGACAACAAGGGAGAGGUAGUUCCACAUUUAUCAAAAUCCUAUUCACGGGAUGAAGCCGGAUUAUUCUACAUGAAGAUGAUUGUUUUCCUCAGAAACAAAUCACAGGGCAGUCUGCUUUGCUACAUUCGAAACCCUCUGUCAGAUGAAGGGAAGCAAAUAAGUAUCUUCUUGGCUGAUGCCCUAUUUUAUCCAGUCUACAUCUUGCUGAUAGCUUUAAUUUCAAUUUUCUGUGUGAUACUACUUUUUAUUGGUGUGCUCCUACUCUGUCAACAUUUCAGAAAAACAGAGUUCCAGUGUGACCUCAUUCAUUUGUUGAACACAAGUUAUGCUCAAUUACUGUGUUUUGGAUGCUCUUGUAUAAUGCCCAUUAUGUAUGUGCUAUUUCGGAGAGGAGUGUCUCUUUCAGAUCCUUUGUUUUUUUUAUACAAUGACUGGAUAUGGGAUAUUUCAAGCAUAGGCGUUGUGCUGAUGGUUUUUUAUGGUGCACUUAUUUCUUAUUUGUACCUGUCAAUAAAAGGACAUAUCAAAAAAAUAAUACUUCGAAAAAAUCGGCAGAUACGGGAGCAGCAAAAUGUAGAAAUGGAAACACUACACAAGAAAUGA
Messenger RNA from Artibeus jamaicensis (Jamaican fruit-eating bat), 1137 nucleotides. Its product is annotated as selection and upkeep of intraepithelial T-cells protein 8-like. Lineage: Eukaryota; Metazoa; Chordata; Mammalia; Chiroptera; Phyllostomidae. Gene Ontology annotation, biological process: regulation of cytokine production; T cell receptor signaling pathway. Gene Ontology annotation, molecular function: signaling receptor binding. Gene Ontology annotation, cellular component: external side of plasma membrane. Bases 1 to 1137 code for a protein of 378 amino acids. The transcript has 7 exons. The record is from RefSeq and is a predicted model, not a curated record.